ACAAAACAAAGCGACAUUUUCUAAAAUCAUUGAACAAUAUCGUCCCGGGUCGAAAAAACUGUUUCACACUUGAUCACUCAACGCACACAUUUUCGAUUAAAAUACGCUUUUUGUGGUAACGGUGAAAGUACAACUUAUUAAUAUAAAUAGAAAAUUUCACAACAAACGGCAUUCAGAUUUGUCAAGCCGCAAAGAUGAAACUGUUGGCAGGAUUGUUGGUUUUGAGCAUAAUUGCAUCAUUCGCAAUGUCGGUUCCCACCGAAAAUCAGGCCGAGAGCGUCCUGAGGGCGCAGAGACAAGCAGGGGGGCACCACCAUCACGAUUCUGUCGAUUUUGGGGCCCACAAGGGCGAGCAUGGGUCGUUUGGGUGGUACGCCGACUUCCCGGUGCAUGGACAUGGACAUUAAUUGUAUUUUCCUCCUCUUCCUUCACUACUUUUCUUCUCUUUUUUUUCUUCUUCUUUCUUUACUCGUCUGUAUUUAUUGCAACUGUUAUUUUUACACUCUUUCUUACUUUACCAAAAAAUAAAAGACCCUUGACAUAGA
Messenger RNA from Tribolium madens (black flour beetle), 545 nucleotides. RefSeq lists its product as uncharacterized. Lineage: Eukaryota; Metazoa; Arthropoda; Insecta; Coleoptera; Tenebrionidae. The transcript has 2 exons. Bases 195 to 407 code for a protein of 70 amino acids. The record is from RefSeq and is a predicted model, not a curated record.